Messenger RNA from Rosa chinensis, 1839 nucleotides. RefSeq lists its product as uncharacterized. The record is from RefSeq and is a predicted model, not a curated record. The coding region runs from base 201 to 899 and encodes 232 amino acids. NCBI's taxonomy places the organism in Eukaryota, Viridiplantae, Streptophyta, Magnoliopsida, Rosales, Rosaceae. The transcript has 2 exons.
UCCAACGCCAAAAUUCUCUCCAUUCGCUAGUUUUCAAGGUUCUACGUUCUCAAGCAAAGAGAAGAAGAAGAAGAAGCCAGGAAGCCUUCUUGGCCACCAUAUCUCCACCUUGUGCCCUGAUAGUGAAGCGUUGCUUUCAAGAUUCAAGAUCAACAUCACAAGCUCUUCAUCAUUCAUUCCAUUCACAGUAUCCUCCAUGAAUGACCAAGUCUUCUAGUCAUACUCCAUUCUCUGUGAUUGCUGCAAGAAUCGAAAGACUUAAGAAUCCGAAUUACUGGGACCCUCCAACAAGUCCUUUGAAAUCAUUGCAACUCGAUCCACAAGAAGUGGAAUCUGAAGGAUCAUCAUCACCACCAUCACAAGCAUUUUCUGAAGAAGAUGAUGACAUGGCAGGAAACGAAAAUCAAUCCAUUAGGCAACUUUCUACAUCCGUGGUUCAAGGAGGGAUCCCUACGAGCAUUGUGUACCCUACUGCUACUGAAGGCAGGUCUGCAGAACUUGCCCUUCUUGUGAAGCAAGUUGUGAGCACCAAAGGACAAGGUACAAUGUUGGCUUGUGGGAUGUGCUCUAUGCAAGGGCACAUGACUGACCAAUGUCCCCAACUCAUAGACAAUGGAGGAUGGGAGUCCCUGAAUGCCAUAGGAGGAUACCAAUGGGGUCCCCAACGUCCAAGGUAUGACCCAUACUCAAAUAUAUAUAACCCUGGAUGGAGGGACCACCCCAACUUCAAGUGGACCAAUAAUGACAACAUUCAGAACCCUCUUGGUGGUAACUUCCAACGUCCUCAAGGGAUCUUUCAAAGGCCCUACCAAACUCCUCAACAAGCCUCAGGUAAUUCAUAUUCCAAUUAUGAUAAGACGUUUGAGGCACUAACCAGUUCCAUGCAUGCCUUGAUCUAAGGACAACAGACCCAUACAAAGGACAGUCCAAACCUUAAGAAGUAAAUGGGUCAAGUUGUGGAUUUCAUGAGCAAGAUCCAUGAGACUAGGAAACUCCCUAGUAACACUAUACCAAACCCAAAAGGUAAUGUUGAGAAUGCAUCUGUUGUGACUACUAGGAGUGGAAGAGUUUUUGUGGAUCAACCUAAGAGAUCCAAGGAAGCCCACAUGGACAUUGAGGCUGAGAAGGAGCAAGAGCCCACCAAAUUGGGACUUGAGAAAGACCCUGCAACUUCUAGGGUAUAGGCAAAGACGUUCCCACCUUCUAAGGCAAUUUCGGAAAACAAAGGUAAACAUUUUGACUUGUCCAAUUCGGUUAUUGCUAACCCUUCUUCCUCUUGCAUGCCCUUUCCACACAGAUUUGCAAAAUCAAAGAAGGAUGAGAGCGACCAAGUUAUCUUGGAAACUUUCAAAAAGAUGCAAGUGAACCUACCCCUCCUUGAGGCCAUCAAGCAAGUACCCAAGUAUGCCAAGCUUCUAAAAGAGCUUCGUACCACAAGGAGGUGGUAAAGAUAAGUGAGAACAUCUCUGCCCUUAUUCAGAGGAAGCUCCCUCCCAAAUGCAAGGAUCCUGGCAGCUUCACUAUUCCCUACAUCAUUGGUAACUCUAGAUUUAAGAAUGCUAUGCUUAACCUAGGAGCAUCUGUUAAUGUUAUGCCUUAUUUUAUGUAUGAAACCUUAGGUCUAGGAGAACUUAAAUCUGACAAUGUUGUCAUUCAAUUAGCUGACAGAUCUAACGCAUACCCUAGAGGUCUGUUGGAAGAUGUGCUUAUGCAGGUUAACCAUCUUACAUUUCUAGCUGACUUCUAUGUGUUGGAGAUGGAAGACUCUCCUAUGAGUUCAACGCCAUUGCUUUUGGGCCGCCCUUUCCUAAGGACGGGUAGGACAAAGAUAGACGUGUA